UUGCUUCAACAGCCCAGUGCGAAGAGGAGAUCUCGAACACAAAAAGCGAUUCUUCCAACGAAACCGUUUCGUACAGAGGUGUCGACAUGAAGGCAAUAAGCCCAGUGAGGUCUUUCCGGAAAAGUAGCGCGAAUGUGAUGGAGCACAGUCUGGGAAUCUCACGGAGCAAGACCCCCGUGGACGAUCCCCUAAGUCUGCUGUACAACAUGAACGACUGCUACUCCAAACUGAAGGAACUGGUGCCGAGUAUACCGCAGAACAAAAACGUGAGCAAAAUGGAAAUCCUGCAACAUGUCAUCGACUAUAUCCUGGACCUGCAGAUCGCACUUGACUCGAAUUCGGCAAUUACCAGCCUGCAUCACCCGCGAGCAGGGCAGGGGACAUCCAGAACACCCCUGACAACACUCAACACAGACAUUAGCAUCCUCUCAUUACAGACGCCCGAGUUUCAAUCAGACUUGAUCACAGAGGACAGCAGGACACUUUACCGUUAAUCAGGUGUUUGGUUAAGACACAUGAACACACAGGACCUGGGAACUGGCUUUUCCUCCAAUUUCUGUUCUCAGUCUGGAGUUUUUUUUUUCUUCUAUCUUUCCUGUAAUUGAAUCAAGAGACUUUUUUUUUUU
This is a messenger RNA of Sinocyclocheilus rhinocerous, 626 nucleotides long. Its product is annotated as DNA-binding protein inhibitor ID-2-like. Gene Ontology annotation, molecular function: transcription regulator activity; protein dimerization activity. Gene Ontology annotation, cellular component: nucleus; cytoplasm. Bases 87 to 494 code for a protein of 135 amino acids. Lineage: Eukaryota; Metazoa; Chordata; Actinopteri; Cypriniformes; Cyprinidae. The record is from RefSeq and is a predicted model, not a curated record. Gene Ontology annotation, biological process: circadian regulation of gene expression; cell differentiation; negative regulation of transcription by RNA polymerase II. The transcript has 3 exons.